AUGAAUUGCCAAACUGACUGUGAGCCAGCUGAAGACCAAAUGAAUUGUGAUGAUUCAGACCCAGACUGGAUUCCAGAUGGUGCGGAUAUAACGGAAAAUAAUUGUAAUCGCAUGGAUGCAGGAAAUACUGAGCCAGAUAAAGCCAGGAAUUUGACUACCUACAACAGACUGCAAAGUACAUACAUUGUACCCUCAACUUUGUCAUGCUGGCAGUUUCAGCAAUCUGUGUAUAUGGCUAACAUUAAGAGAAAUGGCAGUUCAAUCAAACUUGGAGGAGAUGCUAGAUGUUCAUCACCUGGCCAUACUGCCAAGUAUGGCAGUUACACAGUGAUGGAUGUCCAGACUGCAAAAGUGGUUGAUACACAACUUGUUCAGUCAAAUGAAGUGAAGAAUUCCUACAACAUGGAGCUUGAAGGUCUAAAGAGGUGUCUGCAGUUUCUACAAGAUGAUGGUGUACAAGUGACUGACAUAGUGACCGACAGACAUUCUCAGGUCAAAAAGUACUUGAGAACUGACCAUCCAACAGUUAACCACUGGUUUGAUGUCUGGCAUGUUGCAAAAGGUGUGUACAAAAAGUUGGAAACCCUUGGAAAGUCCAAGAAAUAUGCCCAAGCAGGACUCUGGGCCAGGUCUGUCAGUAACCAUGUUUACUGGUGUGCUGCCAGCAGCGAGGGAAAUGGAGAACUUGUACGUCAGAAGUGGACCAGUAUCCUGAACCACAUCACUGUCAUUCAUGAGGGUCAUGGAGAUUUAUUCCAGUCAUGCCAGCAUGGAGACAUUUCAAGAAAUUGGAUCAAGCCAGUUAUAUGA
This is a messenger RNA of Mizuhopecten yessoensis (Yesso scallop), 810 nucleotides long. RefSeq lists its product as uncharacterized. The record is from RefSeq and is a predicted model, not a curated record. The coding region runs from base 1 to 810 and encodes 269 amino acids. The transcript has 4 exons. NCBI's taxonomy places the organism in Eukaryota, Metazoa, Mollusca, Bivalvia, Pectinida, Pectinidae.